GUCCAAUUCCAUCUAAGAAUUAACACACAUCAUGAACACAUUCAAAGUGUACAUCGUCAUCGCUUUAGCUACUUUAGCCACAGCAGAACCUCCAUCUAGCUAUUCAUAUAGUAGAGCAAGCGGCGGAGUCGGUGGUGGAUACUCAGGAGGUUCCCUCGGUGGUGGAUGGCCAGGAAGCAAUAAUGGCGGAUACACAGCUGUUUCCACAGGAUAUCAGACCUCUGAGGGUAUUGCUGUUGAUCCACAAUUAUUAGAACAAGUACGACAAAUUUUACUUAAAGAAGAACAAGCUGGUGGCGGUUGGCAAUCAAACAAUGCUGGUUGGCAAUCAUCGCCUAGUUCAUCAUAUGGAGUACCAUCGUACACAUCAUCUGGUCGUGUAAUUGGUCUUGAUCUUGAAGGAAUCCGCCAAUCAAUUCAAGUAGCCCAAUACAAACAAGGACCCGUUGGUAGUGUAAAUGGUGGCUGGACAAGUGGAGCAUCCAACUCGUACAGUGUAUCAAAUGGGCCAUCUAGCUCAUAUGGAUAUUAGACUGAAUCAACAUCUCUAAAAUAAAUGAGAAAGCGGGCAAUAAUAUUCAGACCAAUAGACUUUUCGUCUACAAAAAAUACAUCGGCUGGAUAAAACUCUCUUAUGAAUAAUCAUGUA
Molecule: messenger RNA, 649 nt
Organism: Chrysoperla carnea
Lineage: Eukaryota; Metazoa; Arthropoda; Insecta; Neuroptera; Chrysopidae
Product: keratin, type I cytoskeletal 10-like
Exons: 2
Coding region: 32-532 (166 amino acids)
Source: RefSeq, a predicted model, not a curated record